Messenger RNA from Epinephelus fuscoguttatus (brown-marbled grouper), 2678 nucleotides. Its product is annotated as protocadherin beta-11-like. Bases 171 to 2678 code for a protein of 835 amino acids. Lineage: Eukaryota; Metazoa; Chordata; Actinopteri; Perciformes; Serranidae. The record is from RefSeq and is a predicted model, not a curated record. The transcript is spliced from 3 exons. Gene Ontology annotation, biological process: homophilic cell-cell adhesion. Gene Ontology annotation, molecular function: calcium ion binding. Gene Ontology annotation, cellular component: plasma membrane.
GAGGGAUUUCGACGUCAGUGUUUCGACAAUGAGGUGUUUUUGGAGUCUAUCCGCGUCAUUUCUCGUUUUCUAAUACAUGAGCAGAGCACAUCUGGAAGAGUGGAUGUUAUUGGAGUCAGGUCGGAGGAUCUUUGUUCUUUUUUUUUUCACGGAAAAUCUCCCUGUCUGACAUGGCGUAUCAGCAGUCACUCUGCAAAUGGCGUUUGUAUUCCGGACCUCAGUGUGUAACGCUUCUUUUGUUGCUUUACUUCUUUAACAUUGUCGCUGGUCAGAUCCGCUACUCUAUACCUGAAGAGAUGAAGAAAGGCUCUCUUAUCGGUAACGUAGCACAGGACCUUGGUUUGGAUCUGAAAAGGCUCCGCUCUGGCCGGGCCCGUAUCGUGACCGGAGAGAGCAUCCAGUACACCGAGCUGAAGACAGACAAAGGGAUUCUUGUCGUGAAAGAGAGAAUAGACCGAGAGCAGCUUUGUGGAGACGUAACACCGUGUAGUUUCAGCUUUGAAAUCAUUUUAGAAAAUCCUAUGGAGCUACAUCACAUAACUAUUGAAGUGGUAGAUGUGAAUGAUCAUCCUCCGGUAUUCAAAAAAUCGGAUAUUAUGUUAGACAUAAGCGAGAUAGCGAACCUUGGAGCGCGAUUUGUGUUGGAUAGUGCGGAGGAUCUUGAUGUUGGUGUUAAUAGCCUGCAAAAUUAUGUUUUAACUCCAAAUGACAAUUUCGUUUUAAAGCAGCAUGUAAAUCCAGACGGGAGUAAAUAUGCAGAGAUGGUCCUGCAGAAGCAGUUAGACAGAGAGGAGGUUCCCCAUCUCUCAUUAAAGCUUAUAGCAGUAGAUGGUGGGAGUCCGCAGAGAUCUGGCACAGUAAGUAUAAACAUAAAUGUUUUAGAUGUCAAUGAUAAUGCGCCCGUGUUCAACCAGUCAGUUUAUAAAGCUACGGUGACCGAGAAUGCGACAAAGGGAACUAAUAUUAUUACUGUUAAUGCUACAGACGCCGAUAGCGGAUUUAAUGGUUACAUCACAUAUUCAAUUUCAAACGUGAAGAGUAAUAUUGCUGAUUUAUUGUCCAUAGAUCAAGUCUCUGGUGUUUUGUCUGUUUCAGGCCCAAUAGAUUUUGAGAAAGACAAAAAGUUUGAGCUAAGAAUUGAUGCAAAAGAUCAGGGAGGUUUGACAGAUUCGAGUAAAGUGAUAAUUGAAGUAACUGAUGUAAAUGACAACGCCCCUACUAUCAGCGUCAUGUCAUUCACUAGUCCUGUGUCAGAGGACUCUCCUCCUGGAACAACUAUUGGCAUUAUAAAUGUAAAAGACCUGGAUUCAGGUGAUAACGGACAAGUGAACUGUAGAAUAGAACAAAAUGCACCUUUCAAGAUUAAAUCCAGUUUAAGAAAUUACUAUACUUUGGUAACAGAUACUGUGUUAGAUCGCGAGAGUGUUUCAGAAUAUAACAUCACUGUAGUUGCAACAGAUGCAGGAAUGCCUCCUCUCUCAACAACUAAAACUUUUCAUCUAAAGGUCUCUGAUGUGAACGAUAAUGCUCCAGUGUUUUCACUAAGUGCUUACAGUGCGUUUAUCGUGGAAAAUAACUCUCCAGGGGUUUCUCUCCUUACUGUUAGUGCUAAAGAUCCCGAUGAAACCCAAAACGCUCGUGUAUCUUAUAUUCUAGCGGAUGCUAAUCUUGACGGAUCACCAGUGUCUCAUUUGCCAGUCUCCUCAUAUGUGUCGGUCAGUGCUGAUAGUGGAGUCAUCCAUGCAGUGCGCUCUUUUGACUACGAGCAGAUCAAAGACUUCCACUUCCGCGUCAGAGCGCAGGAUGGAGGCUCCCCUCCACUCAGUAGCAACGUGAGUGUGAAAAUACUGAUCCAGGACCAGAACGACAACCCUCCUCAGGUGCUGUACCCAGUGCAGACUGGUGGCUCUGUGGUGGCUGAAAUGGUGCCUCGUUCAGCAGAUGUGGGCUAUCUGGUGACUAAAGUGGUGGCUGUUGAUGUGGACUCUGGACAGAAUGCCUGGCUGUCCUAUAAACUGCAGAAAGCCACAGACAGGGCGCUGUUUGAAGUGGGCUUACAGAAUGGAGAAAUCAGAACUAUCCGCCAAGUGAGUGAUAAAGAUGCUGUCAAACAAAGACUGAGUGUUAUAGUGGAGGACAACGGGCAGCCCUCUCGUUCAGCUACAGUCAUUGUUAACGUGGCGGUGGCGGACAGCUUCCCUGAAGUGCUGUCUGAGUUCACUGACUUUCCACACGACAAGGAGUACAAUGACAACCUGACUUUUUACUUAGUCUUGGCUUUGGCUGUAGUUUCCUUCCUCUUCAUCACGUGUUUGGUGGUUAUUAUAUCAGUGAAGAUCUACAGAUGGAGACAGUCUCGCAUCCUGUAUCACUCCAGUCUCCCUGUCAUUCCAUAUUAUCCACCACGUUACUCAGACACUUUGGGGACAGGGACUCUCCAACACGUGUACAAUUACGAGGUGUGCAGGACGACAGACUCCAGAAAGAGUGACUGUAAGUUCGGCAGAGCCGGUAGUCAGAACGUGCUGAUAAUGGACCCCAGUUCUACAGGGACGAUGCAGCGGAUACAGAGUGACAAGAGCAUCCUGGAUGAACCUGACUCUCCUCUAGAGACUGACAAAGCCACCCGCCCAGCAUUCAGGAAUGAGCCUCUGACCAAACUCUUGUUCGGAUCUUGA